Molecule: messenger RNA, 2074 nt
Organism: Zalophus californianus (California sea lion)
Lineage: Eukaryota; Metazoa; Chordata; Mammalia; Carnivora; Otariidae
Gene: PLEKHO1
Product: pleckstrin homology domain containing O1
Exons: 6
Coding region: 263-1492 (409 amino acids)
Biological process (GO): regulation of myoblast fusion
Cellular component (GO): ruffle membrane; muscle cell projection membrane
Source: RefSeq, a predicted model, not a curated record
CCCACAGCGCGCCGGCCCGGGGACCUGGCGGCGGGGGCGCGCGGGGGCCCGGGCCGCGUGGGCGCCGGGAUGGAGGGCGCCGAGGGGCGGGGAGCGGGCGUGCGUGUGUGUGCGAGUGCGAGGGAGGCCGGCCUUUAGUGUAACCGGAGCUACAAAGAAGGGGAGAGUCCGGGAGAGGGAGGGAGGAGCGGCGGCGGCGGCGCCGGGGGCAGCUCCGCCAGCCGGCCCCUUCCCCCCGCGCCCGCGCCCGCGCCCACCCGGAAUGAUGAAGAAGAACAAUUCCACCAAGAGGGGGCUUCAGGAUGGCAACCAGCCGUCCGCACCGCCGGAGAAGGUCGGCUGGGUCCGGAAAUUCUGCGGGAAAGGGAUUUUCAGGGAGAUUUGGAAAAACCGUUAUGUGGUGCUGAAGGGGGACCAGCUGUACAUCUCUGAGAAGGAGGUAAAAGAUGAGAAAAAUGUUCAAGAGGUGUUUGACCUGAGUGACUAUGAGAAGUGUGAAGAGCUCCGGAAAUCCAAGAGCAGGAGCAAGAAAAAUCAUAGCAAGUUUACUCUUGCCCACUCCAAACAGCCCGGCAACACGGCUCCCAACCUGAUCUUCCUGGCCGUGAGUCCAGAAGAGAAGGAAUCAUGGAUCAAUGCCCUCAACUCUGCUAUCACCCGAGCCAAGAACCGUAUCUUGGAUGAGGUCACCGUUGAGGAGGACAGCUAUCUGGCGCACCCCACUCGAGACAGGGCAAAAAUCCAGCACUCCCGCCGCCCCCCAACUCGGGGACACCUGAUGGCCGUGGCUUCCACUUCUACCUCGGACGGGAUGCUGACUUUGGACCUGAUCCAGGAGGAAGACCCUUCUCCGGAGGAACCAGCCUCUUGCGCCGAGAGCUUUCGCGUGGACCUGGAUAAGUCUGUGGCCCAUCUGGCCAGCAGCCGGCGGAGAGCAGACUCAGACCGCAUCCAGCCCUCCUCAGACCGAGCCAGCGGCCUGCCCCGGGCUUGGGAAAAGCCAGACAAAGGGGCCACCUACACGCCCCAGGCCCCCAAGAAGCUGAGCCCCGCAGAGAAAGGCCGCUGUGCCUCCUUGGAGGAGAUCCUGUCUCAGCGGGACGCUGCCCCGGCCUGCACCCUCCAGCUGCGGGCCGGGGACCCCCCAGGCCUCAUUCCACCCCACCCGGGGCAGCUGUCCCGGAUCCAGGACCUGGUCGCCAGGAAACUGGAGAAGACUCAGGAGCUGCUGACAGAGGUUCAGGGACUGGGAGAUGGGAAGCGAAAGGCCAAGGACCCCCCGGGGUCCCCUCCUGAUUCUGAGUCAGAGCAGCGGCUGCUGGAGACGGAGCGGCUGCUGGGAGAGGCGUCGUCGAAUUGGAGCCAAGCAAAGAGGGUGCUGCAGGAAGUCAGGGAGCUGAGGGACCUGUAUAGACAGAUGGACCUGCAGACCCCCGACUCCCACCUCAGACCAGCCACUCAGCACAGUCAGUACCGGAAGAGCCUGAUGUGAACGAGGGGGAUGGCGGCUGGAACUUGGGGGGUGGGGUACACGGACUCUUAUCUCCAAGUGUUGCAGGAUAAAGCUUUUUUAUUUACCUCAGUCAAAAAAAGGAAAAAAAAAAAAAAACCACAAACUCGUUGCUCUUGCUGCUGCCCAACCUUCCCCCUACCCCCCUUUCCUUCCUUAUCUGUGGCUGUUUCUCUGGCAUCUCAGUUGCCUCGGAUUUGAGGAGGUGACCCCUACAGCAGUAUUAAGAAGCUCUCACCUAGAUGAAGAGAGGGGGGAAUAAAGGCAUAGUCUGGCCAUUUACACACACCACCCCUCAGACACGGCAGGGAACCUUCUGCGGCUCCCAAGGACGUGCAUAAGCCAAGUGUGCGGGGGAGCCUUUUUCUGUUCCAUCCCAUUCCAGGUUUUCAAUCUGAGGGUGAGAUUUCAGCUGUCCAGCUCUAACCCUGGGGAUACGGAAGCCACUGCCAACUGCGCACACAGAAGUGACAUCUGUCCCGGCCCUGAGUAGGAUUUGUGGGAUCCCACCAGACACACCAGCUUCUCACUCAUACCCUCUAAUGAGACCGAGCUGCCUGGCUA